AUGGCCGAGAACUCAAGCCACCACAUCGUCGCAAUAGAAGCAAUCCACUGCCCAAUCCCAGACUUCACCCUACCCACCCCGCACAAAAAGUCCGUCCACAACUGGACAUACCCGCACGAACUCGAAUCCCGCGUCAAAGACGCAACAAUAAUAAUAACAACAACAACACGCCUGAACGCGGACAUCCUGCAUCCAUCCAAAACGCCGCUGUUACGACUAAUCGUGAUCCUAGCCUCGGGCACAGACUGCGUCGACCUAGCAGCCGCACGCGCGCGCGGAAUCCCCGUGUGCAAUUGUCCCAGCACGAAUAUCGACAGCGUUAGCGAGCAUGCUAUUGGUCUUUACUUUGCGCUGAGGAGAAAACUUGUUCAUUUGAGUGGUGUUGUGCGUGAUGUGCCGGUGUCUUCUGAGAUGAAGAUGGCGGAUGGGGGCGCGCCUUUACUGUGUUCUCAGGAGACGAUUGGCAUUGUGGGUUUUGGGGCAUUGGGGUCGAGGAUCAGUGCUCUUGCCCGUGGACUGGGAAUGGAUGUUCUUAUUGCUGAGAGGAGGGGUGUUACGCAAGCGCGGGGCGAUCGGGUCUUGUUUGAGGAUGCUUUGAAGAGAUCGACUGUUUUGGUGCUUUGUUUGCCGCGGACGCCGGAGACAGAAAAUAUGAUUUCGACGAAUGAGUUCCGGAUGAUGUCAAAGCAGGCUGUGCUGAUUAAUGUUGCGAGGGGUGGGAUUGUGGAUGAAAAGGCGUUGGUUGAGGCUUUGAGGGAGGGUGAGAUUUCGGGGGCCGGUUUGGAUGUUUUUGCUAAUGAGCCGAUUGGGAGGGGGGAUUCGCCGUUGCUGGAGAGUGAGGCUGAUGGGUUGAAUCUUGUGCUUAGUCCUCAUCUUGCUUGGUUUGCGGAGAGGACGUUGGAGAAUCUUCAGGCUGGGGUUAAGAAGACGGUUGAACAGUGGUGUGUUGGGAAUACGAUUAAUAGAGUUGCGUGA
Messenger RNA from Penicillium waksmanii, 975 nucleotides. RefSeq names its product D-isomer specific 2-hydroxyacid dehydrogenase family protein. Gene Ontology annotation, molecular function: NAD binding; oxidoreductase activity, acting on the CH-OH group of donors, NAD or NADP as acceptor. The transcript is spliced from 2 exons. The record is from RefSeq and is a predicted model, not a curated record. Bases 1 to 975 code for a protein of 324 amino acids. Lineage: Eukaryota; Fungi; Ascomycota; Eurotiomycetes; Eurotiales; Aspergillaceae.